CAACGAGGUAAGAUUCCAGAUCUUACAUGGUCGCUGUUUCGCCAUUUCUAAUGUCUUGUUGAUCGUCUUGCGGUUCUGUGCAGCCGUACUUACCUACGUAACUUUUCUUUUUCCAUAUUCCCAAUUGAACAUGCUAUCACUUCGCGCCAUCCAACGUGCAACGCCAAAACUUCCCGCACACUCAAGAACUAUUCAUAGAUCCUUUGCAUCUACAGCUCGCCUAGAUGCAGACUUCACACACGCUGUGAUAGGUGGUGGCGUUGUGGGACUUGCCAUAGCCCGUAAAUUGCAGUCUCGGCCCUCAACCUCAACAGUCCUGAUAGAGAAACAUGGAACCGCGGGUACAGAGACAAGUUCACGGAACAGCGAAGUCAUACAUGCAGGAUUGUACUAUGGUCCCUCGUCUCGAAAAACCAAACUCUGCAUCAGAGGCAAAACCUUGCUGUACGAUCUCUGUACCCAACAAGGCAUUCCCCACCGCAAUACAGGAAAAUGGAUUGUAGCACAAGACGCCGAGCAAAUGGAGGCUUUGGAAAAUGUUCACGACUUUGCCCAGAAUAUCGGUGUACCGACAAGAUUCUUAAGCAAACAAGAGGCAGCAACAAGAGAACCCGAGGUCCGCGCCGAAGCAGGCGUCCUUGAGAGUCCCAGCACAGGAAUCAUAGACUCCCACAGCCUGAUGCAGUACCUCGAAGGCGACUUUGAAAACAAUGGCGGAAUCUGCGCCUUCAACUCCCCAGUCACCCGCAUCACGCCGAUAGAUUCAGGCCGCAGCGGCUGGGAAAUCACAACCACAACCGCUGAAGAAACAAGCACCAUAACAGCAGAAACCCUCAUCAACGCCGCAGGCCUCUACGCCAUCCCUCUCGCAAACACCAUCUUGCCUCCUUCACGCCAGAAAACUGCCUUUUACGCAAAAGGAUCCUAUUUUUCAUAUAGCAGCUCCCGGCCGCGCACAUCCACGCUCAUCUAUCCCGCUCCUAUACCAGGCCACGCGGGGCUGGGCACACAUCUGACGCUCGACCUCUCUGGCCGCAUCCGCUUCGGGCCGGACGUCGAGUGGACAGAUUCGCCCUCGGACUACACUCCGAACACCAAGAACCUAGCGGCCGCUAUUGCAGACAUCAAGACGUAUCUACCGGGUGUGCAGGCCGAUGCCAUAGCCCCGGAUUACGUGGGUAUACGGCCCAAGCUGGGGAAGCUGGCGGCGACGAAUGGGGGUAAAGGGUUUCAGGAUUUUUAUAUAGAGAAGGAGGGAGGGUUUGAGGGGUGGGUUAACCUGUUAGCGAUUGAGAGUCCGGGGUUAACGAGUUGUUUGGCCAUCGCGGAGGAGGUGGAAGGGUUGUUGUAUCGGUGAUUCUUUAUUGUUGUUCAUCACUAUCUGAUUUUCUUAUAGUUAUCGGAUUUGUGUGCAUGUUUAGAAAACUUUGUACGAAUGCGAAUGAAUAUAACUGAUAGUUUUGGGAAAUUGAUCAUGUCCUAUAUACCAAGCAUAAAAAAUGAGUUGAACAACAUUUCUAAUGGUGAACAACCCUUGUUAUCCAUGCAUUA
Molecule: messenger RNA, 1551 nt
Organism: Bipolaris sorokiniana ND90Pr
Lineage: Eukaryota; Fungi; Ascomycota; Dothideomycetes; Pleosporales; Pleosporaceae
Exons: 1
Coding region: 131-1357 (408 amino acids)
Cellular component (GO): mitochondrion
Molecular function (GO): (S)-2-hydroxyglutarate dehydrogenase activity; (S)-2-hydroxy-acid oxidase activity
Source: RefSeq, a predicted model, not a curated record